AUGUUGGAAGAUGGAGAUGUUAUAUCUCCAAGCGAUGAGGAACUAUUGAAAGAAUUGAAAACGGGUCAAACUUUUUAUUUAAAGUAUCUUGGAUCGGUGCAGGUUUUUGAAUCGUUAACGAAGAAAAAACCUGAAGUGAGAGAUAAUUGGACAAGGCAUUGCAUGUAUCGUAUUUGUCAUCAAUUGGGUAUUUGUAAUGAAAAUUUGAGGCCUGAUGAGCAACUGCUUGAUAAAUUAGGCGAAGUGAAGGUUGAAGACAAAAAUGUUGAACUAAAUGUGGCAUUACAUGCUUUUAUAAUUCUGGAUAAAGAUGGUAUACGUAUUUUGGAACGACAUCCUAUCCAUGUUAUUUCAUAUGCUUCAUCCGGUACAGAGGAAAGUACCAAAGGAGUGUUUUGCUUUGUAUCACACGUUCGAGAACUUGGAAGACGAUGCUUAGUUUUUAUGGAACCUGAUAAGAAUGUCGAUUUUAUUAUGGAGACUAUUCUUCAAGUAUUUCGAUUAAAUAAUAAAGGGCAUGGUAAUAAGUUGAGCAUAAAAAUGGCAAGAUCAUCAGAAUCGAGUUCGAAAUAUGAUCAAACUUCCAUGAACAUAUGUAAUUUGCCAGCUGCUUUGGGUCUCGAUAGACAACCUUGGUAUCAUGGUGAAAUGGAACGUGCUACCGCCGAAUCUAUGCUGCGAAAUGAAGGAGAUUUUUUGGUUCGUAUUAGUCCGAACACUGCUAAUAAUUUUGUGCUCUCUGGAAUUGCAAAUUCAAUUGCGAGACAUUUUUUGUUAUUAGAUGAAAACGAUCAAAAGGUUCGUAAGCAACAACAAGUAUUCGAAACAAUUGUUGAACUGAUUGAAUACCAUCGAGGAGAAAAUGUGCCAAUUAUCUCGGAAGGUAGUGAAUUACAUUUGAUCCGUCCCAUUGUAAGAUUUACUGCAUCAUUACCACUCCGAUAA
This is a messenger RNA of Brugia pahangi, 945 nucleotides long. NCBI's taxonomy places the organism in Eukaryota, Metazoa, Nematoda, Chromadorea, Rhabditida, Onchocercidae. The record is from the annotation of a GenBank genome assembly.